Anisakis simplex (herring worm) is the source of this 537-nucleotide messenger RNA. Lineage: Eukaryota; Metazoa; Nematoda; Chromadorea; Rhabditida; Anisakidae. The record is from the annotation of a GenBank genome assembly.
AUGGAAAUGAAAAAUUGGAAUGAUUUCGAUGCAUGCGAAAAAUUGAAGACUCGAAUCGCAAAUGCAGCCGAAACACACGAUCGCACGGUCGUCAUCAGCAUACUUACUGACGUUCAACAGGUGAUGGCAUCGACGACAGAGCUGACUGCGCGAAAUCUUCUGAAUACGUUGUUGUUUCAGUUGAAUAGCUCGUUUUUUGGUUUACUAACUGCAAACGAAUUCCGAAAGCUCGUGACUGAAACAUUUUUAAUGGCACCACCAGCAUGCUCCCUAUUGGUGACGCUGAACAACGUCAAAUAUGCCGGCAAAUUUACGAAUCUGAACCGAUUUUUUGAGUUGCUCGACGCUGUUGAAGAGUGUGCGAUUGAAAGAAUAACACUGAAAAGUUUCGAUAAGCGACCUGAUGAUCCUGAAUGGUGCACGUUUGUGGAUGAAAUCGGUAGAUUAUUGUGGCAACUGCAAGAUCGUGUUUACAAUAUGACUGCGAAUAGCAAAUCUCGCACCUUCACGGUACUUCUGUUGUUUCAUAUCGUCUGA